This is a messenger RNA of Sitophilus oryzae (rice weevil), 942 nucleotides long. RefSeq names its product glycine cleavage system H protein, mitochondrial (gene ppl). The transcript is spliced from 5 exons. Gene Ontology annotation, cellular component: glycine cleavage complex; mitochondrion; cytoplasm. Gene Ontology annotation, biological process: glycine decarboxylation via glycine cleavage system; protein lipoylation. NCBI's taxonomy places the organism in Eukaryota, Metazoa, Arthropoda, Insecta, Coleoptera, Curculionidae. The record is from RefSeq and is a predicted model, not a curated record. Bases 270 to 764 code for a protein of 164 amino acids.
UUUAAAUUUAGAGGUUAUUAAAUUGAAUUUAUUUUUUUCUUAAAUUUUUAUCGAAGACGUUCUCGUGUUCUAAACAUAAUUUUAAGGCGGAAUAAUAUAUUAAGUAAUUAAAUUUCGUCAUUUUAAAAAUAAACGACUUAUGACACCGAGCUGUUAAGAUAACUUAAAUUUGCUACACCAACUAGACGGAAUCCGAGAAUCGGUCAGUAUUUGAACGAAUUUGUGAUAAAAGCGGUCAAAAUUUAAUUCUGGUUUUCUUAUCAGUUAAAAUGGCAGUGGUUCCACGUAUUUGGUGCAGUUUUUCAAAGGGAGUUUUCCACAACAACCAAUUUUUUACGAAAUCUUCUAACCUGAAAUCGUUUCAUACUUCUUUAUCAGUUUUUUCAGAGAAACUAUUCACCGCAAAGCAUGAAUGGGUGCAGGUAGAUGGUAAAAUUGGAACUGUAGGGAUCUCAGAUUAUGCACAGGAAGCCCUGGGUGACGUAGUUUAUGCUCAGCUACCCGACGUAGGAACGGUGGUUAAACAGAAAGAUGAAUGUGGGGCCCUAGAAAGUGUCAAAGCAGCUAGCGAAAUCUACAGUCCGCUCAGUGGGAAAGUUGUUGAGAAAAAUGUAGCAGUGGAAGAGACUCCAUCUUUAAUUAACUCAUCUUGUUAUGACAAAGGGUGGUUGUUUAAAUUGGAGUUGACCAACGAGACUGAACUAUCAGAGCUGAUGAAAGAAGACAAGUACAAAGAAUUUCUUAAAACGGAAGAAUCUCAUUGAUACACGAUAUACACGUGCGUUUUUUUCUACUCAGUGAAUAAAUUAUUUUAAUAAGUACAAUUAUUCUUAUCUCAGCGUUAAGAGAGGUUAUCAUGUUUUGUUUAUAUAUUAUAAAAACUAGAAGCUAUUAAAUUUAUUAAAACUACCAUUUUUUGUUAAAUAUAGUUAUAGGAUAUAU